AUGGUUGCAUAUUAUGAUGAUUCAGAUGGUGUUGAGCAGCCCAAAACGUUAACAUAUUGGGUGCGAAAUUUUCGCAUGAAGCGCUUGCAAAUGCGUCGCAAGCUGCGGGGCGCUGGAAGCCUGCGCGUUAACGCCAUUUUGUCAACGGCGCUUUUCCACGCUGAGCAUGAACUGCGCAGGAAACAGCAAGAACGAUUCAGUCGUUGGCUCGACGUCCAAACGAAAUUAAUUCCACACGGCAAUACGCACGAAAGCAACUUCGACGAAAAAUUUCAUCAUGCCUGUGACGUCAAUGUGGAGAAAGAGACGGCCGAAUUCGAACGACGCAAUAUUGAAAAUAGUUUGUGGAGAAGCGAGCUAAGUGGCCUCGACAGAUUUUUGAACAGUUUAAGCAGCAGCAGCAGUAAAAACAACAAUAACAUAAGCAAGUGCGCCAUUGCUGUGAGCAGUUAGUUAAAAAGAGACAAACCUAUAGCACUUGGGUAUUGGAGAAGUGUGUUUAAGCUAAAAAUGUCAUGAACAACUUGUUUUUCAUUUCUUUGAUUUGAAUCUUUGUUAAAUUAGUUUUAUUACGAAAGAAAUUUCUCAUUUGCAGUCGCAAAACGUGUGCAAACCUGUUAUACAUACAUAGAUUGUAAAGAAAAAUGUGAAGGCUGUGAAGAGUGUGAUAUGAAGAGGA
Drosophila montana is the source of this 679-nucleotide messenger RNA. RefSeq lists its product as uncharacterized. The record is from RefSeq and is a predicted model, not a curated record. The transcript has a single exon. The coding region runs from base 1 to 453 and encodes 150 amino acids. Lineage: Eukaryota; Metazoa; Arthropoda; Insecta; Diptera; Drosophilidae.